Messenger RNA from Anopheles aquasalis, 1708 nucleotides. RefSeq lists its product as uncharacterized. Gene Ontology annotation, cellular component: cytoplasm. Lineage: Eukaryota; Metazoa; Arthropoda; Insecta; Diptera; Culicidae. Gene Ontology annotation, molecular function: nucleic acid binding; 3'-5'-DNA exonuclease activity. The record is from RefSeq and is a predicted model, not a curated record. Gene Ontology annotation, biological process: DNA catabolic process.
GGGGUAUACUGCCGUUGCUUUUAAAAUACUGCCCGCAGAACCUGUUCGGACGGAAGAAUCCCUGCUCCCGUAGGAUGACCAGAAGUGCACAUUACUUGAGCUUGGUUAGGGGCGCAAGAUGACCAACAUAAAGUCGUUCGCGUUCCUGGACCUCGAAACGACGGGGCUGCCGAAAUAUGAAUUCUCGCGGACUAAAAUCACCGAACUCUCGGUGGUGGCCUGUUCGAGGGAGCACCUACUACAAUCAACCACCGAGCUGCCGCGCGUGGUGCACAAGCUGUCCCUUUGCUUCAACCCAUUUCGCAUGAUAUCGCACCAAUCUUCACAAUCUACGGGCUUGUACAACGAUCUACUGCAACACGAAGGCACAUUCGAUGAAAAUGCUGGCGAGCUGUUCAAACUGUUCCUGUUCCGGUUACAGAAACCGGUCUGCCUGGUAGCGCACAACGGUUAUCGGUUCGAUUUCGUUUUGCUCAAGAAGCAACUCACUAGCAUCGGCAUCUCGCUGGAGGCCGGUUCGGUGGUUUGCAUCGAUACCAUUCCAGCUUUCCGGAGCAUAGAGGCCGACAUUGAGCGAUCCACGCUGGAGAACUGCCACGGUAUGGAUGAUGCCGUGGCCGAGCUCGAGUAUCACACGGUUCGAAUGCUGGACAACCUGCAACAGAGUGGUAGCACUAAAACAGAGGAGUUACCGCAAUCGCUGACACCGCCGAAUGAAGAGAUCGAACGGAAACACAAGCAGGCAGUACAGGCCUAUCUUGUCGUUGCUCCCGACGAAUGCACCAAAAACGGGACAAGUGAAACGACGACGGACGACAAUGUUUCGCAGCAGUCAACGAUGGGCGUCCUGGAGUGUCUGGAGGUUGCGUCGAAUUUCAUGGAGGAUCAAAGGAAACGGAACGAAAAGACUCCUCAGACGGCUCGAAUCGGUCACAAACAUGUCAAUGCGGAACAGGAAGAUGAUUUUUUCGAACAAACACAAAAGCAACCACCAGCGCCUCGACCGUCUACCUCGAGUACGGCGCGGAAGCGACUCUUCCCGGCGGAUAGUUCUACGGAAGGGACACAGAGCACACCGCGGAAGCGCUACAAUUUGACGGAACUGUAUAAGCGUACCGUUGGGCGGGACAUACAGAAAGCCCACCGGGCAGAACAUGAUACGAUGGCACUGCUGGAAUGUGUCGCCAUGCAUGCGGCACGCUUCAUAGUGUACGCGGAAGAUCAUUGUGUUCCUUUUGAGAGCAUCAAAGGAAGCUUUUAGCUGAAUGUAUUCGCAGCAGCGGGGAGAUUUUAGUAGAUCCGUGUAACAGGUGAUCUUUUUUUUAUAUGGUUUAUAUGGAUUUUUAUCUUUUUUGUAGACUUAUUACAGUUCAAAGUAGGAGUGUUUCGUCUAACGAUUUCGAGCACCGACGUAUCUGCCGCUGUGGGAGCCUAAGCAACUAUCCAGCUACGAUUGUAGAAUUCCAAAUUCCAAUGACGAGUGAUAAAAGCAACAUAGCAAGCCAAGGAGGACAAAAAACUGGGAAAACGACUGAAUAUAGGACGAACGAACAGAAGCGAAGAUCGAAAAAAGUAGAGAAAUAUAAACACCUUUAUUUUGAAACAAAAAGACUGUAGAAACUAGAGAUAACAAAUCUAUUAUCUACUUCACAAGCUUUUACAAGAAUUAAAGAGAAGCUGAGAAAAUGUGUAUCGUCACGGAACAGAG